AGGACCCUCCGGCUCGUGCGUCUCGUGCGGCUGACGCGCGUGGCGAAGCUGCGGAAGCUGUGGCAGAAGCUGCAGCAGAUGAUCUACUCGGUCACCGUGAGCAUCGCGGCGAAUAUCAUGGUAAUGGUCAUGUUGCUGUUGAUCAUUAGCCACUUCAUCAGUUGUGCCUGGUUCUACAUCAGCUACAACUGGGAUGGUGACGACCGCUGGCUGAGCGUCCACGACAUGGUUGACGCAGCCUGGUACUACCAAUACGCUACGGCGAUGCACUGGUCCAUCACGCAGUUCACGCCCGCAUCGAUGCAGAUUGUCCCGCACAACAUGGCGGAGCGUGUCUUCACGAUCUGCGUGGUGGUCUUCGCCCUGGUGGGCUUCUCCUACGUGGUCGGCAGCAUCACGGGCAGCCUGACGCAGCUGCGGAGCCUGCACGAGGAGGAGUCGAAGCAGUUCUGGGACCUCCGCCGGUACCUCAAGCACAACCAGGUGGACGUGAACCUCUCGAUGCGCAUUCAGCGCUACCUGGAGCACGCCUGGCAG
Molecule: messenger RNA, 537 nt
Organism: Prorocentrum cordatum
Lineage: Eukaryota; Dinophyceae; Prorocentrales; Prorocentraceae
Source: the annotation of a GenBank genome assembly